Messenger RNA from Fulvia fulva, 1284 nucleotides. RefSeq lists its product as uncharacterized. Bases 1 to 1284 code for a protein of 427 amino acids. The record is from RefSeq and is a predicted model, not a curated record. NCBI's taxonomy places the organism in Eukaryota, Fungi, Ascomycota, Dothideomycetes, Mycosphaerellales, Mycosphaerellaceae. The transcript is spliced from 2 exons.
AUGCCCUCUGGGGCCACCUCACAGGUCUUCGAGACCGUGGAACUCUUGGAGAUGAUCCUGCUCAACAUCUCGAUCAAACAUCCUGAAUUCUGGCGCAAUGAGGCCGGCCUCAGGCAGCUCUUCGCCGUCCAGAGAGUCAGUAAGACCUUCCGAGACACUAUCCAAGGCUCCAGCAAGCUCCUCCGAGUUAUGUUCCUCAAACACGAUCCGACCUCGGAAGUCUUCGACCCUGAGGUCAAUGACUUCCAAUCCAUCGCAACCUCGAACCCAUUCGCAUGCUCCGCUUAUCUCUACACCACGCGAGGAGCUGGUGUAAAGACAAGCUUCAUGGCCGCACAGGGUUCGGAGGACGGUAUGCAAAUCAUUUUCGAACAAGGCGAAGCAGAACGUAGCUUUCUUUGGAAAGAGGAACAGUAUGGCGUUACACCUUCCUGGAAGAAAAUGCUGCUGAAGGAGGGCCAGCCUCGUCCGUUGUGGUUGGAGCUCAACUGGAGAGACAGCGAUGGUGCUACCGCGAAUCAGUUCAACUCUAUGGUGGACGAUCAGCUUCCACCGGGCUGUACCCUUGGCGAGCUAGUCGAGUACUUGAGCACAAUCGCUGUGCCGUAUAGAGAGCGUGGAGGUCAGGGAGUGGACUGGUACCGCACAGUGGCCGGCGUUAAGGUUAUCGAGAAAUUGAAGGCAAAGACCGUCGAAUUACUCGAAAUGAUCUUUCUGCAUACUCGAGCGAAGGCUACAUAUUCGAUGACUGAUGUGUAUGAGGAAGCGCGGAACCUCAGGCACCUCUUCAUCCUACAACGAGUCAACAGAACCUUCCGCGACACUAUUCAGGGCUCUGUCCAGCUUCGUCGGGCGAUGUUCCUCGAAGAAUAUUCGGCCGCUGCUGAAGUCACGGACGAAGACGGCGACCACGAGCACAAGCUGAUCAAUCCCUUGCUCUACUCUGACUGCUUCAAACUCACAAACACAUACUUUGUGGAGGUUGUUUGGGAUGCGUGCAAAAGCAACAAGCUUCCAAUUCACUACCACUGCCCGGACCAAAACACAUCCUCGAAGACGCCGAAAUUAUCCAUUGACCAAGAGGAGGUUUCCUGGAAGUCUAUGCUUCUCCAGCAGGAUUCAUACAAAAUGUUGUGGCUUAAGUUUCGUGGAUGGGAUGAGUAUGGUCGGUGUUGGCAACCGUUCUUCGAGGUUGAACCGGUGCUAGCACCUCGCACGCUGGGUGAGCUGAUCACUUUGCUUCACAGUAAGAAACCCCAGUACGAGAUAGCCGAAGUCGGGUAG